Messenger RNA from Phalacrocorax carbo (great cormorant), 4343 nucleotides. NCBI's taxonomy places the organism in Eukaryota, Metazoa, Chordata, Aves, Suliformes, Phalacrocoracidae. The record is from RefSeq and is a predicted model, not a curated record.
CGCCCUCCUGGCCGGCCGCCCGCCCCGCCUCCCCGCUGCUGGCCGGUGUCCCGCUGGCCGCCCCGCAGCCCCGGUGUAUGUGCGGCAACAACAUGUCGGCGCCGCUCCCCGCCAUCGUCCCGGCCGCCAGGAAAGCGACGGCUGCCGUCAUUUUUCUUCAUGGAUUGGGAGAUACCGGGCAUGGAUGGUCAGAAGCGCUUGCAGGUAUCAAAAGCCCCCAUGUGAAAUACAUUUGCCCACACGCGCCAGUUAUGCCAGUUUCUUUGAACAUGAACAUGGCUAUGCCGUCAUGGUUUGAUAUCAUUGGACUUUCUCCAGAUUCACAGGAAGAUGAAGUUGGGAUCAAGCAGGCAGCGGAGAAUGUUAAAGCACUGAUAGAUCAAGAAGUAAAGAAUGGAAUUCCUUCUAAUAGAAUUAUUCUGGGAGGCUUUUCUCAGGGAGGUGCUUUAUCAUUGUAUACAGCUCUUACAACACAGCAAAAAUUAGCAGGUGUUGUAGCCCUCAGCUGUUGGCUUCCUCUACGGUCUUCUUUUCCUCAGGGCCCUCUCAGUGGUGUCAACAAGGAGAUUGCUGUUCUUCAGUGCCAUGGGGACUGUGACCCACUGGUGCCUUUAAUGUUUGGUUCUCUCACUGUUGAGAAGCUAAAGAGUAUGAUAAACCCAGCCAAUGUAACCUUCAGAACUUACUCUGGCAUGAUGCAUAGCUCAUGUAUUGAGGAGAUGAUGGAUGUAAAACAGUUCAUCGACAAACACCUACCUCCUGUAGACUGAAAUGAUAUGUGAGAAGCCUUCUAUAUAAAUACACCAGCAUCAACUGUGGUAGAGCGUUAAUCUUCUCAUAGGCCUGACAGGAACAUUACUUCUAUACCUGCAGUGUUAUUACUGUGUUGCAAAUUUAUACUUAGGAUGGGGAUUAAAUAAUACACAUGUACAAUAAAUUAUAAUCUUUUUAGUGUUAAUCAUCCACUGGUGGAACUAUCUGAAUAAGGCAGCUAGGUGACAAUGACAGAAUGUAACCUAAGCAUAAUGUUUUAAGAUGUCUGAUUUUUUUUUUGAUUGCAGAGUUUUAAACUAUUUGUACAAGUAAUUAAAAGCUCAGUUGAAGCACGCAACAUAAAUGUGACCGGUUUAGUUAUACUUGAGACAUGAUUUGUUCUUAAUACUCAUUGAAAACAUAUUAAAACAUUUAUUUUGUGUAAUGGGUAAAUAAAGUAUGCAAUAUGUAACAUAGUGGGCAUAUGAUGGUAUAAUAAAUGUUACCAAGGACAAAGCUUUAAUAUUAAAUGUUAAUUGUUACUCCAGGUAAGGAAGGUUGUUCUAGAAUGGCUAGAAGUCAGCAAAGAUCGAAGGUAUUUCUUAUAUUUAAACCACUUCAAUUUUUAACUGUUUUCAUAUAGGUAGAUAUUGUGGAAAUUCUAAAGGGACUCAUUCCUUGUUAGAACAUCAUUUGUUGCUUAUUGUCCUUUUUUUUUUUUUUGAUGACUGUAAACUCACAUCAAAUGCUGACUUGGAACAGGAUUCUGAAGAAGCACAUAGGAUUAAUUUGAGUUUCAUUUUAAAAUGUUUUCGUACUGAAUAUUCUUGUGCCUUAGUCUCUGUAGCUUUCAUUGUUGUAGAAAUGUUGAUAUAUUUCACACAAGCAAUUCCAGCAUGUAGUUUUGAUUUUUUCUGUCUGCUUUGGAGUAACUAACUGAAAACAAUGCAGCUGUGUAGUUUUGUGUAUUGUAAGUCUCAUCUGUAACACCGACAUUGACUAAUUUGAAUUAUUUUAAUAGAAAUAAAAGGGCAGUUGGGAUAUAGCUUAACCUUUAAAUUGAUAGCAUCUAAUACUUUCUUUUAUUGCAUGUUGAGACUUGAUUUUUUUCUGAAAAAGAACAAAGAAUUUUAUUUCCAAAUACAUCAUUCUCCAUUUCCCUAGAUCAGUAUAGCCUAGGAAUAUGAAAGCCUGCUAUGGGGGGGGAAAAAGUCAAUCUAAAAGAUACAGAAUGUAUCUUCUUUCAGAAGCUUAAAAUUCUAGAACGCACUGGGUUACAGAACUUGAUGCACACUCAAGAGCUUUUUGCAGUUAAGAGCCAUAAUUUACUUCUGGAAACAGCUGCUGUUCUGUAGAGUUCAGAUGCCGUCACCACACUAGGAAUGUUUAAAAAAUAUGCUGCGUAACGAUGUUCAAUACUAAUAAUAUGUUGGCAAGCAAAGAAUAUUCCUAUUUUGGAUGCGUCUGUUGUGUCAGCACUGUGCUUUAUACCUGCAUUUAAGGUACUUUCUCCUCUCCCAGCUUAAUCCUCUUAAGGUGUAUAUGGAUUUGUGUCCGAGGCAUCUGCCAGUACAAAUGCAUAAAUGGGGAAUUACGCCUUUAUGUCCCUUCUUUAACAUGGCUGCUGCCAGAAAUCUGACUUGUUCACAUAGUGUGAGUCCUCAGUUUUCAGUGCAUUUUUUGAUAUGUAUUGCACUUCAUUUUUUGAAAGCUGUUUUUCUUUUCUAAUCCAGUUUCUCUGGGUUAUUAAACACCUCUUAAUAUGUAAAACUGAAAAGGAGGGGUUUUUUUUCUAAAUGAUGUUGAAACACUUCUAGAUACUCCAUCUGUGUGUUUUAGAGGGCAUGUCUAUUAACUUUGAAGUUUAAUUAGUCUUUUCCCUCAGUCACUCUGUUCUAUAGGUCUGCCAAUUUGUCUUUCAGUUAAUUUAGUUCACAGAAGAAACCAUAAUAUUCUUAUUGUAGUUGUGCCAAAGUUCUAUUGAGAAACCACUAUGCCCUGGCUUGGAGUCGUUCCCAAAUUGCAUUAGCUGAUUUUGCAGUCCUGCUGAAUUGCAAACUUGGUAAGCAGACUGUACGUUAUUUUUCCUAGUUUUUAGAUUUAUCCUCAUUCCCCUGGUGUCUAAAUAAUCCCCUGAAUAUUGGCGUGUUGCCAAAGUUCUGCACAAGCUGCUAAUUUUUCCUUUGUUUUCCUGCUCUGUUUGUAAACUUUAGAUAAUCCUGUUCAGCUGUUUUGUUCAACUUCUAAUUGACUAUGUGCUCAUUUCAUAUAUUCUUUCUUCUGUUGGAAUGAGUAUAAAGAAUAUUUCUAAGGUGUUAAAAUGAGAUUAGUCCUAGCUUUAUUGUAUGUUACUUUCUUCGUUUGGUGAAGAAUCUCUGUUCACAGAUUGUGGUCAGUUUCUAGUACUUAAGUAUUUUAACCCAAGUCAGCUUCAACUGUUGUCUCCAUGACGCUUUCAGAUGUUUUUCUAGAAAUACUUUGUGCUAACUUUCUUCAAAUAUUCAGUUGUUAUAACAAGAUUUUCUUCACACUGUUGUUUUGCUGGCUUGCUUUAUCUGCAAAGAGCUGUGUUACCAAAGUAAACGUUGUGACUUACUCUGAGUUUCUGUAUUCUAGGAAGAACUCUUCCCCUCGGGUUGUUUUUUUUUGCAGGGGUAUAGGAGUACAUUGUAGUUGGAGGUUGUUAAAAAGCCCAGAAGCUAGAGGAAACUUGAAGGAUGUAUUUGAAGCCUAUGUGUCUCCUCCCAGAUUACAGCAUAUAUCUUGAGCUCCUGUCUCUUGUAACUUCACAGCUACUUGGAAAGCUGCGUGUAUAAUCUUAUAGCUGAACUUCUUCACUACCUGAAGUGAUUUGAUACUGGGAUUGUCAUAAUUGCAUAUAUUUUUAGGCUGAAUGAUAGUUCAGCCUGGUGUGGGGGAUUUAAUAAUAUUCUAUUAAAAUGGAGAAGUUGGACUGUCAGUGUUCUAAAUGUGAUUGUCCUAUCCUCAUAAACUACAAUUUGAAACUGUCCAAUAAUUAAGUUUAAUUUUUGUAAUGUGAGACUUUCCCCCGAAAGGUCUGUCAAACCUACAAAAGCAUCGAUACAAAAAUACCUUGCUUGCAGAUCAGUUUGUUUCAAUGAGUAUCUAACUCCUUAGUGUGUUUUUAAUUUCAAAAUGGUACUUAAAUUUGCCUGCAGCUUUGUGCAGUCAGAAGUCUGGCUUCUUGUUGAAAUACGUUGCCCACCUGUUAACAAACAUGUUGAAUGUGUAUUGUAAGCCAAAUCUUCCAGCCAUUCUUGAAGUAAAACUGUACUGGGGUCUGUACUGUGGUGAGGGCUGUAUAAUUUGGUCUCUUCCUAUCUUGUAUAAUUACAACACAGUAGAUUGGUAAAAGUACUGUACACUGUAACUGGUAUUGGAACUGUUAAUUAAAACAUGUUCUCUCUAAUGGAGUAUACUGCACUUCAUUGAAAUCAUUAGGAUGCAUCUUUUAUGUAGAGGUGCUAUUUGUGUUGACGGACGUGACUGAGAACAGUGUAAGAUGCUAAUGAAGCCAUAUGUACAAGGCCUGUGUAUCUUAAAUUUGAUAAAGAAAUACUGAACACUUA